This is a messenger RNA of Salvia hispanica, 555 nucleotides long. RefSeq lists its product as uncharacterized. NCBI's taxonomy places the organism in Eukaryota, Viridiplantae, Streptophyta, Magnoliopsida, Lamiales, Lamiaceae. The record is from RefSeq and is a predicted model, not a curated record.
AUGCCGCCAAGACGCCACCAAGAACAAACUCCUCAACCGGAGGAAGAGGACAGCGUGUCACAACCCAUUCCGCAUCCUCCACCUCCUCCGCCUCCGCCGCCUCCGGUCGAUCGAGAAAUCGUGAAGCUAUUUUUGGAGCAAAAGCCACCUUUGUUUGACGGAUUGGGAGAACCGGCCAAGGCUGAAUCUUGGAUCCGGGCAAUAGAGCGCAUCUUCGCGAUUUUGAGAUGCAACGAUAGAGAACGCAUGAGUUGUGUGACCCAUCAACUGACUGAGGCAGCUGACUUUUGGUGGGAUACUAGAACGAAGACUAUGCCACGAAACCAAGUAGAGGCGAUGACGUGGGAAGGUUUCAAAAUGGAAAUAUACAACAAGUAUGUGCCGAAGACCUAUCGAAAAGAAAAGGCAUCGGAGUUCCACAAUCUAACUCAAGGACGCAUGACGGUGACCGAGUACGAUCGAGCGCUCAACAGCAUGACCCGGUAUGCCCCCGAUCAAGUCGACACCGACGAGAAGCUAUCUGACAAGUUCCGUGAGGGACUAAGCCCGAGAUAA